AUGGAUUCUGUGCGGCAGGCGGUCAGCCGGACGGCGCUGGGCCUGGCGGAGUACAUUACACCAGUGCUGCGUCAGUCCAAGUUUCGGGAAACUGGCGUGAUUACGCCGGAGGAAUUUGUUGUCGCUGGUGACUUCCUGGUCCACCACUGUCCUACCUGGCAGUGGUCCGGGGGCGAGCCUGCACGUGCGCGCUCCUACCUACCUCCAAACAAACAGUACCUCGUUACUAAGGGCGUUCCAUGUUAUCGGCGAGUCUCCCAUCUGACCCCCAAGAAUGCCGACUGUGAACGGAUUGUUGAGGAGAGGGAUGCAGAUGGCGGCUGGGUGGACACCUUUUUCAUGUCUGACAAUGACAGUAAGCGCGCUUCCUCUUUCUUCUUUUUACCGACGCACGAACUAACUGUGAUGAAACUCUUAAUUUCAUAUAAUCUGCUUUACAUCUAAAGCUUACACCGCUUCCUCGCUAUGAUAGCAACAGAAUUCAGUGAGUUUCUCUCGCGAAACCGGACGCUGUCCUCGAUGCCCCUUACUCAUCGGCUGAGAAGUCGUCCGAGGGCGACACGACUGGAAGUUCGGGUUUUCCUGUCGAUAGCAGAGCAUAACGCAGAUUUAUACGGGGACCAUUUCGAAAAGCAAGGCAGGGCUAGUCGCCCAUUUUCUGUUUUACGCCUAUUGUCUCUUGGAAAAGCAGUUUAUGGCGCCGUCCGUUCAAGUAAGGGCAAACGCACUUUUACAAUAGGUCUCAACAUCAUUCCAACCAAAUAAGACGUCAGGAGCACUGAUGUGGCGGGCUUUUGGAAACGCUCCCUUUCGGGGCAACUUAUCCACGAUCCCCACGCCGGUACCAUCUCUGGAGCGAAUAAUCGAGCGUGCUCAUUUUCAUUCAUUUUUUUGCAAUAGAACCCGCGUCAGAUCUACCCGAGGACAUACCCUACAAUAUAAAAGCUGGCGACGGCACUGCGGAUAGUGGGACAUCACAAUUUGGCGCUAAUUCCGGUGAAUGUGAUGAUGACGAUGAUGAGGAGGCUGAGGAUAUGGAAGCCUUUAUCCAGAGUGGAAUGCUCGACGAGGUAAGCUUGGCUUGCCGUCUAAUGUGGACUUUUUGACUUUCUUCUCUCGUUUCUUCUUCUUCUUUCUGUCCUCCUCCCCCCAUCCUCCUCCUCCUCCUCCUCCUCCUCCUCCUCCUCAUCAUCAUCAUCAUCAUCAUCAUCAUCAUCAUCAUCAUCAUCAUCAUCAUCAUCAUCAUCAUCAUCAUCAUCACCACCACCACCAUUCUCACCUCAACGGCGAUGAGAACGACAGAAAAGAGGUUGAGCGGCCUCAUUGUUAGCACUGUUUAGUGACAUUAUAUGCAGUAACUGAGCUGACGUCAAGUCUCCAUCUAACGCGUGACACGCAUGACAGCAUCACGAUCUGCAACUGACUACCUGACAGGAACUGUUGUCGAAGCAAAAGGGAUUGCAGUGGUCGCGCUACGCGCUGCGAAAUAGCCAUCAAAUGUGGCGGGCGGUUUGUAUAUUUGAUACCACGUCAUCAGCGCUGGUUUUGUAUACAUGAGAAUCUGACUUUCAUUCAAGAAUCCAUUGGCUUCGGUGGAAUACAGCAAACGAUUUCGAAAAGACACGAAACAAACAUCUGGAUUGUUUUGCAAAGUGCCCGCGGACGCUUCAAAUUCCUGCGUCAGUGGAUACUUGCAAGUUCAACGGCGUUAGCCACUCGGUUAGCUAACUCAACCUUUCGCUCAUAGAGGAGUUCUUUCAAGCUCUCUAGCCACCAUGGCCCAAGAUGAGCCCGACGAUGUACAAACUCAUGCCACUGCCCCUGCCCCCUGGUCUCGGACUAGAUCAUAAUCCUUCUCCCCUGUUUGGAAGGUUCAGACAACCCACAACGCCCCUUUCCUUCAUCACCUGUGCAAUUUGAUGUCUUUUGAUCUUCACAUUUUCCUGCCCUGCUGUGACAUACAGUAGAUGUGAUAACUUAUGAAAUUUUAAGAGUUUCAAAAAAACCCAAAGCGCAAACCCCGCCCACGCUGUGUCCUCCAAGGUUUUACAGCAAUAAGGAGACGACGAUUAUUGAAAAAUACAUAGUUUUGGUCUAAAAACUAGUACUUUCUAGCAUAAAAGCAAUUAAUUUUCGCAGAAAACUAGAAUUUCUCUGGACUUUAUUACAAUUCCCUAGCUAUAAGGAUGCAUAAUGGAGACGCACGAAAAGUGGAGAGUAAUGAAAAAUAAUAACAAAUACGAAAACUCAGUGUUUUGUUAACUGUCCAUUUGCGUCUAACGCAGCGGAAAGUCUCUUAGAGACGGAAAUAGCCUAUAGUUGAUUGUUUAAUAUAAUUAUCUAAUAUAAAAUGGAACUUUUCUUGCAUUGAAAGAUUGUUCUUUGCCUUUUACCCUUUUCUUUUGAUAAGCGCAAGAAUUUUUUUAGAUAAUAUUAAAAUUUGAACUGUUGACGGGAAUAAAAAUCGAUCGGAGGCCGAAUACGGAGGGACUGGCUGUUGUCUAGAGAGUUAGGUUAUAAUUGAAAGCAUUAUCAGAUUCGUACCUUCUUAGAGCGAUGGGCAGGGGCAUUAUCAUGUGAAAUUAUGGUAUCCAUUCGGCGUCGGUGGAUGUCAUAACCGAAGGCAUCUUUCACAAUAUCGACGAAGGCCUUGCUGUUGAAGGUCUACGUAGUCGACCGCCAGACUGGCCGGUCUCCGAAUUUGGUAACUAUCCAAACCAUCAAUCGUCGACAGUUCUCGAAGACUACCGUCGGCGCGGUGUGUUCCCUUGGAAGGUCCUUUCCGCCUACAACAAUUUGGGCUGGCUUCGUAGGCUUGCUUAAAAACAAGACCUAAUAGCAGAAGUAGAUUCCCUUUCAGGCUGAGGGCCUGUAAUCAGUGCACUUCUUGGUAAGCAAAAAACGUUUCGUACUUAAGAACGGCCUGAUUGUGGCCUUCUGCUGGUAAAGUUCAAAUUCCUGCAUCCUCUUCUUAUUUAUGUCCGUAGAGAGCAUAGGCAGAUAGAGAUGAGUGGUCUUAAUGUGCGGCGAAUAAAAUCGUCGUGUUUCUUGCUUGUGGACUAUUUUGGUCUGCCCAGCUUAUUUCUGGGCGUGGUCCUAUCAUUAAUAAUCUGCUAAAUAGCGAUCUUACUCACAUUGAAGAUGCCUGCUAGUGAUACACGCGCCAGCCCUUCCGCUGCUAAUUUCCAUUUUCGUCCGUAGUCGAAAGUUGUCUUGACGUCUUUGUCGCACGGCCUAGUAAUUCUCGUUGUAGUAAAGCAACCUGCCGUCAAUAAAGUUUAUUAUUGGGUGUUAUGACACAAAACGCCAAAAAUGUGCAAAACAGGAUUUUUAAAGCUGAAUCUACUCCUCUUUUCUUGAAAGCAAUGCGAUUUUUCAUUCCUGCCUUCACCUGAUUUCAGUGGACGUAAAAUCCUAUAUUCUGCUUUUGUAAGGGAUUUAUUUCAUACAUUUGUUGUUUACAUUAAUGCGCACAAACAUGUAGUUUUGACCGGUGAGUUUCAAGAGCGUAGGCAAUUAUUUGGAUAUCAAGAAGGGUCGAAUUUCACCCAAAUACUGUCGAGUUGAGGUGGAUUCUUCUUUAGUAAAUAGCCUUCUGUGCCUCAAAUCAAUUCAGCGAACAUGAAUAACAGCAUCAACUGUAUGACAUAAUAUCCACUGAAAUUUAGAUAACUUCCCAUGAGUUAGGUCGUGUACUGCAUGCUGAUGAUGAGUCACCGAUAACGAGCGUUUACGGACUUGCUUAGUCCCUUUAUUUUCAUGGGUAUCGUCGCCGAAUUGGCGUUCUCUACUCCGUUCUACUGCUCAAAUCGUAUAAAUUGAGUUGGCCUCACUUAAACCCAUCGACUCCAUUCCCCACGUCAGCAACUACAUUUGUUUCCCCAGCAUACUGCUGCCUCAUCAACUUCCCCCCUUCCAUCGUUUGGGUCCCCUGCCUGAUGAUUUCUUUCUUGCCACUACCUAGUCGGUCCGUUGUAACCACACCCUUAUUGCUUGUCCUUCCUCGUCUUCCACAGGCUGAUGCACAAACAGUGGCCAGUAGGAUCCGAAAAAACCCCGCGUCCUCGGAUCAGCCCUCCACUGCCGACAACACCGAUGGCAUUCUGCAGACUCGUACCUACGACUUGUACAUAACCUAUGACAAGUACUAUCAGACGGCCCGCCUCUGGCUGUAUGGCUACGACGAACAACACAAACCACUCUCUGAGGCUGACAUGUACGCCGAUUUUAGGUGAGUUCCAUACAUGGGCGUAAGAAAGACCUAUAGCUGACUAACAUGCCUGCUAUCUACGUAAGUGCGACUGAUUAAGAGGUGGGUGUGAGGAGGGGUAUGUAUAUUAUUGACGAUUGUUUCUGGGAUGCAGGAACUAGCUUCUCCCGCCACAGACGCCCCCUUUCCAACCUUGGAACUCCGACUGAGGGGCCUCACAGGCUCUGUGGUCGACCUAGUUGGACGCUCACAUGAGAGAGUGAGAACCACCAGCCGACAACCAUCUCGCAGCGUUUUUUCUCACCCACAAUGUUCCCAUGACAAGACAUUGCCAAGACGACGGGUGGCGAGCACGGCCGAUGAAACCUAGCAAUCCGUCUACGCGGACCACACGUCCGACCAGGUUCCCGCUCCAAAUGUACCAGACCACUGUGUAGUGGCUUGGGUUUCACAUGCGUGAGAAUUUCGCAGGUAAAACAGCGAAGACGGCAGAAGCAGACAGGACGCUGUGGUAGCUGCUGCUGCUGCUGCUGCUGGUCGAGGUGGUAUGCACUUUCACAGUCUGUCCACAAAGGACGGUUGGGUCAUUUUCCGUCUAGGUGUGUGUAUAUUACUCUUCAAAAUGCUUGUACCCCUUUAGGUGAUUAGCUUAUUUUUCUAAACACUGCCUUCACGCAGUCGUCUUGAGCAGUGUUAACCCCCCCGCCCCCCAUCUCCGUCCUCCCUUGACUUCUUUAGCCAGGACCAUGCCAAGAAAACCGUGACGACGGAGUCGCAUCCGCAUCUAUCGGGCGCACCCAUGCCCUCCAUUCAUCCCUGCAAGCAGGCCGAUGUAAUUCGCAAGCUGAUGGAGACAAUGGCCGAGGGAGGCGCCGAACUGGGCGUCCACCAGUACCUCCUGAUCUUCCUGAAAUUUGUCCAGACUGUAAUACCUACCAUUGAAUAUGAUUACACGCGGAACUUUAAAAUCUCCUAA
Messenger RNA from Spirometra erinaceieuropaei, 5186 nucleotides. The record is from the annotation of a GenBank genome assembly. NCBI's taxonomy places the organism in Eukaryota, Metazoa, Platyhelminthes, Cestoda, Diphyllobothriidea, Diphyllobothriidae.